UCUUACUAUACGAAAAGAGUGAUAAAUACUGGGGAAAUUCGUGAAAGCUGUACAUAAUUUGCCAUGAUUAGGAUAUCAAUUUUUAUGUUAUUACUGACAAACUCUUACACUAUAUUUUGCCAAGAUAUUGAGAUUGACACAAAUGGCUAUAUUGUUUACUGUCCUUGCAUGGGCCGCUUUGGUAACCAGGCAGAUCAUUUUCUAGGAGUACUCGGAUUUACCCAGGCAUUGAAUCGUACUUUAGUAUUACCGCCAUGGGUUGAAUAUCGCACUGGAGAAAUAAGAUCUAUACAAGUACCUUUUGAUACCUAUUUCAAUGUAUCUAAAGUACAAAGUUGCCACAAAGCGAUAUUAAUGGAAGAUUUUAUGAAGGAUAUUGCGCCAAAGAUAUGGCCACCUGAAAAAAGAACAUCUUUCUGUUACGAGGCCCGUAUGGGGAGCAAUGGAACAUCCUGCAAUGCAAAACAAGGAAAUCCAUUUGGUCCCUUCUGGGACACAUAUAAUAUAGAUUUCGUUAAAUCAGAAUUUUACAAGCCACUCCAUUAUCAUGACGUAUAUUAUACCCAGACAAAACAGCAAUGGAAUCAAUAUUAUCCAGGCGAAACUUGGCCAGUACUGGCAUUCACGGGUGCACCUGCCAGCUUCCCAGUUCAACCUGUGAACAAGCCUCUGCAGAAAUGUCUCAACUGGACUAAUGAUAUCUUGAAUAAAGCGAAGGAGUUUGUAAAGAAAACAUUACCGAGAGGCGCAUUUGUUGGCAUACAUUUGCGGAAUGGGAUUGAUUGGGAACGUGCAUGCAAACAUAUACCGUCUGCGCCAGAUCUUUUCGCUGCUCCUCAGUGUCUCGGUUAUCAAAACGAACGUGGCAAAGCAACCCUUUCAAUGUGCUUACCGUCAUUUGAUGUAAUAAUAACUCAGCUGAAGCGUGUUAUUCGCAACGGCAAAGAUAUCAAAUCUGUGUUUGUAGCGUCUGACAAUGAUUACAUGUUGGACAAACUCGGAGAAGCUUUGUCACGUAUGGAGGUAUCAGUGUUUCGACAAGAACCACCGGUAUCUUCGCAUUUAGAUUUGGCCAUUCUCGGAAGAUCUAACUACUUCAUAGGAAAUUGCAUUUCUUCUUUCACCGCUUUUGUGGCCAGGGAAAGAGAGGUCAGGGGAUAUCCUACAUACUUCUGGGGUUACCCUCCUAAAACCAGAAUAGAACUGUGAUACAUUUUGUAACAUGAUGCUUGCCAAACGCGCAAUUAUAAGUUUUUGAUAAUUUUUAUA
Cyphomyrmex costatus is the source of this 1269-nucleotide messenger RNA. RefSeq names its product O-fucosyltransferase 1 (gene O-fut1). NCBI's taxonomy places the organism in Eukaryota, Metazoa, Arthropoda, Insecta, Hymenoptera, Formicidae. The coding region runs from base 64 to 1209 and encodes 381 amino acids. Gene Ontology annotation, molecular function: peptide-O-fucosyltransferase activity. The record is from RefSeq and is a predicted model, not a curated record. The transcript is spliced from 7 exons. Gene Ontology annotation, biological process: Notch signaling pathway; protein O-linked glycosylation via fucose.